This is a messenger RNA of Paraphaeosphaeria sporulosa, 1691 nucleotides long. Its product is annotated as HET-domain-containing protein. The transcript is spliced from 2 exons. Bases 1 to 1677 code for a protein of 558 amino acids. The record is from RefSeq and is a predicted model, not a curated record. NCBI's taxonomy places the organism in Eukaryota, Fungi, Ascomycota, Dothideomycetes, Pleosporales, Didymosphaeriaceae.
AUGCGCCUCAUAAAUGUAGUGACCGCCCGCCUUGAGUCAUUCACGAGCAAGGUCCCGCGCUACGCGAUUCUGUCACAUACGUGGGGUCCCGACGGCGAUGAAGUAACUUUCCAGGAGAUGCUUGUCGAGCCUGAACAUCGGCCUCCGCGAACUACAUCCAAGCGAGGAUACGAGAAGAUUCUGAAGACUUGCGAGAUUGCGAAGAAUUACCACAAGAGGAGCGUCGAAGAAGGUCGUAUAGAACAUGUCUGGAUCGAUACUUGCUGCAUCGACAAAAGCUCCAGCGCCGAGCUAAGUGAAGCCAUAAAUUCUAUGUACAACUAUUACCGGGAAGCGGACGUUUGCUUCGCCUAUCUGUCCGACAUGACUACAGAUCCAGAGACAUUUGAGAAGUCCAGGUGGUUUACCAGAGGCUGGACACUCCAGGAAUUGAUUGCACCAAAACAAUUGGACUUCUAUGAUGGUAUCUGGGCUUACCGCGGGAACAGGGUCAGUUUCCAAGAGACUAUAACCAGGAUUACCCAUAUCUCAACUUUCAAAAACGUGCUCGAUCUCCCAGUCGCUGUUCGCAUGUCAUGGGCCUCAAAGCGAGAAACCACAAGAUCCGAGGACCUUGCCUACUGCCUGAUGGGAUUGUUCGACGUCAACAUGCCGCUUCUUUAUGGGGAAGGAAAUAAGGCGUUUGUUCGCCUCCAAGAAGAGAUCAUCAAACAGAAUCCUGACCUGUCCAUCUUUGCCUGGACGGAUCCAUUCCCAUCCAUGUUUUCUGGGCUUUUGGCCAAGUCUCCAGAAUGGUUUAGCGAGAGUCACGAUUUAGAAGCAGCGGCCAGUAUCAACACUGUCUACCGUGAAUUCUACGUCACAAACCAGGGAAUACGAUUCCAGUUUCCGCUUAAGUUUCACUACCCAUCCGGAUGUCUCGUGCUGCCACUAGGGCAUCAAUCUCAAUCCAAAGGAAACCGGGUGGGUGUAUUUUUGCGUCAGACAGGCAAUGACUUCUGUGUCAGGGCGUCUCCUGACGCUCUGGCAGAUGAAGAUGCAUGUCGUCGCGCUGGGGAGGCUAUCAUCCAAGUCUCUAAGGUACUAUCGCCAAAAGACGUGCAUGACGUACGCCAUAAUGGGAUUAUAUUUCCGGAAGCGUACGACCGAUUGCGUAGCAAAGGUCUUCAAAUGGGGGUAGUAGCUCCAUAUGGGUGUUGGGAUCCAAAUACUAGGAUGGUUCAUGCUGGGCAUAAAGGUGCCUUCGAGUGCCUGAUGAUCUUUGAGAUGGACGAGCCAUGCCGAGCGUGGAACAAGAGAAUGGGCCCUUCAUGGAACUCAUUCGGAGUAAUCUUCAAGUACGAGGAACGACGAGAAAGUGAUCGGCGGUGGUUAUAUAAAGUGGUCGACACUGACAACGCCACCUUCUUUGAGAAAGGACCACGAUACAUCCUCGACUAUUUUCGCCAUCACACCGACUUUGUUGAGGGACUAAAAGAUGAUCUGACUGUACCAGGUGGUAUGUAUGUUGAGGGCCAGAUGGAGAUGCAGCAGCUUUCAAUACGGCUUGUACCAUGGGACCACAGUAUGGGUGCCCAAAUUUCCAAUAGUAGGCGUCUAGGUCUUGAGUUCCAGUGGAGAGCAGCCCGAGAGCAUUUCGAGUGGACCGCAAGCCAGGAGCGUAGUUGUUAUUGUUAAUGCUUCACCAUUAC